This is a messenger RNA of Histoplasma capsulatum G186AR, 1713 nucleotides long. RefSeq lists its product as uncharacterized. Gene Ontology annotation, molecular function: protein kinase activity; ATP binding. The transcript is spliced from 6 exons. NCBI's taxonomy places the organism in Eukaryota, Fungi, Ascomycota, Eurotiomycetes, Onygenales, Ajellomycetaceae. The coding region runs from base 1 to 1713 and encodes 570 amino acids. Gene Ontology annotation, biological process: protein phosphorylation. The record is from RefSeq and is a predicted model, not a curated record.
AUGAAUGUGACAGAAAAUCCGAACUGGGAGCCUUUCCAGGGGCCUCCAUUUGACAUGGGAGGUGGUCCAAAAACUUCGAAAGAUGAGUUUAACCCCCUCUUCCCUCCAAGACAAUGCCAGUUCAUUCCCCUGCUCUCCAAGCGAAGGCGAGCCAAUCAGCCAAACCAACAAACCAGGAAGGGUGAACCUCAGCGUCAGCAUCAGCAUCGCCAAAUCCCACCCGGCUUCCGCCACCGCUUCCAAGAGGUAUACAAACCUGGCAAUGAAUGGGCUGGGAUACCAGGGCCCGAUGCCAUCAGAUAUUACGAGGAGGAAUUAGCCAAAGACGACCUCGGCCCUGACAGCGAGUGGGAAUACGCGGAUGAGCUUAGGAAGCAGCUUAGAAACUUUGUGGAGAUGACGGAGGAUGAGGAGUAUACUGACGAGUACGAGGAGGAUGAGUACGGGCGUGACCUACGGUGGAAGUAUCAAGGACCUGCGAGUGAGGAGAAUCAGUGGAUUUAUUUGGGGGAGCUGGGAAGAGGCGGGUUUGGAUAUGUACAGUGCUGGAAAUGGUACCCGUUUGGUGAUAGGGACCCUAUCUUGUUCGCAGUCAAGGACACCCAGAAUGACGAGUUCUGGGAUGAUUAUUGUUCGGAGGGAAACCUAACACGGAGACUGAACGCCGUCGGGUGCCCAAAUGUUGUCAGGGUGUAUGAUUGGAUUGACCUCAAUCCGCAACCCCUUAAGUCGAUCGCGCACGGCCAUUCUUUUCGCAUCCUUUAUGCGUAUUAUGAGGGGGGGUCAUUAGCUAGACUUUAUACCCAUUACAUGCAAUAUAAGCUCCUGUUCCCCGAAGCGUUUCUAUGGCACGUGUUUCAUGAAAUUGCGACUGCUCUACUAUACUGUGCACAUGGCCAUGCUGGCCCCCAGCGAAAGCCUGACUGGGAGGAAAUCAUACACAAGGACGUAAAGCCAGCAAACAUUUUCCUAGGUACAACGCCGCCGCCAGAAAGUGAUGAGCUUUACCCAUCCUGUUAUCUCGGAGAUUUCGGACUGGCCUACAGCAUCCCUAAUGAUGAUGUUCGGUCAUAUAAAAAAGCCUAUGUCAUGGAAGGAACAGCAGGAUUUUUACCCCCGGAAGCCGUCGACCCUUGCUCCUCUGGAGUCAUCAGCCCCAAGCUGGACAUCUACGCUCUGACCCUCUCCAUCCGUGAAGCUAUCGAAAAUUCUCUGAACAUCUACACGGCGGACGAAAUAAACACUCUCCGUAAACUCCCCGGCGGGGAGAAUUACUUACCCUAUUCCCUGGAUCUCAUCAAUCUAUGCCGUGCAGCAGGGUCCAGCAGAACCUAUAGGCGCCCUGACAUAUACUCCCUCUGGAAAACGACGGGAGACCAGGCACGGAAAUGGAAAAGAAAAGUUAUGGCGAAUAAGCGUCGUAUGGAGACUAGCGGGGCUCAGUGCUACGAUGGCAUGAUGCUUCUUGACCAUGAUGCCAGACGGAGGUUUGAGAGAGAUCGGGAGUUUCGGAGUGUCUUUUUUGGAGAGGCGUCAUGGAGACAUAGGAAUCGGGGUGUGGUGAAGUUCGGGAAGGAGGUAGUUAGGAGGGUGAAAGCGGAAGAGAAUGGCAAUGGCCAGACAAGGGCGAACCAUGGCGGCUGGAUAGAUGCGGAGGGAGACAGAGCAGAAAAGAGGGCGAGGAUUUCUGCGUCUGAAGGGGCAGAGGCGUGA